Messenger RNA from Cucurbita moschata (crookneck pumpkin), 2860 nucleotides. RefSeq names its product protein PLASTID MOVEMENT IMPAIRED 1-like. The record is from RefSeq and is a predicted model, not a curated record. Lineage: Eukaryota; Viridiplantae; Streptophyta; Magnoliopsida; Cucurbitales; Cucurbitaceae. Bases 106 to 2715 code for a protein of 869 amino acids. The transcript has a single exon.
CCCAACUUCUCUGCCUCAUAUUCUUUCAAACCCCAAUGCCCUCUUAUCUGCUUCUCUUCUUCUCUUCUUCUUCCAUCUGCACCACUUUUGGCUUCAACCUCAUCAAUGGCGACUGAUCAGAACACGUCCCAAAGAAGGGAUUCCAAUACCCAGCUUCUCGAUGAGCUCGAGGCCCUCAGCCAAUCGCUCUACCAAAACCACAUCUCCACUACGCGAAGAACAGCCUCGCUUGCUCUUCCUCGGAGCUCUCUUCCUUCUAUUCCUUCUGCUGAAGAUGUGGGCAUCGCUAGAAACGACGACAGGCUCAACAGGCCCAAGUCCCGACGGAUGUCUCUGUCGCCGUGGCGUUCUCGACCCAAGCUCAACGAUGAGGAUAAAUCGCAAACGGAACCAAGCAGGGUAUCUUCGAGUCAGCCGGAGGCAAGGAAGUUGGAUGAAGCGGCGCCGGAGAAGAAGGGGAUUUGGAAUUGGAAGCCGAUUCGAGCUCUCACCCUCCUUGGAAUGCACAAGAUGAGUUGCUUGUUCUCUGUUGAAGUGGUCACCGUUCAGGGCCUACCAGCCUCCAUGAAUGGGCUUCGACUUUCCGUUUGUGUGAGGAAGAAAGAGACCAAAGAUGGAGCUGUCAAUACAAUGCCGUCUAGAGUUUCGCAAGGCGCUGCGGAUUUCGAAGAGACAUUGUUCCUCAAAUGCCAUGUUUAUUGCACUCCUGGAAACCGAAAGCCUAUGAAAUUCGAGCCUCGUCCGUUUUGGAUUUACGCUUUUGCUGUAGAUGCUAAGGAGCUUGAUUUCGGGAGAAAUUCAGUGGAUUUGAGUAAACUUAUUGAAGAAUCCACGGAGAAGAGUUACGAAGGAACGCGAGUUCGACAGUGGGACAUUAGCUUUAAUCUGGCGGGAAAAGCCAGAGGGGGAGAGCUCCUCGUUAAAUUAGGAUUUCAGAUUAUGGAGAAAGACGGAGGAAUUGGUAUUUACAAUCAAGCACAGCCGAUGGAAUCGAAAUCGGUAAAAUCUUUCGGGAGAAAGCAAUCGAAGACCUCAUUCAGUGUUCUUAGUCCGAGAUUAACCAGUCAAAGUGAAGCUUGGACUCCAUCGCAAACAAGACCGUCGGCGGAUCUUCCAGGAAUGGAUGACCUAAACUUAGAUGAACCAGCGCCAAUUCCGUCAACCUCGCCGCCUGUUCAGAAAUCAGAUGAACCGAAGAUUGAAGAUCUCGAUCUUCCAGACUUUGAAGUUGUGGAUAAAGGAGUAGAGAUUCAGGAGGAAGAGGAAAAGGUGGAAAAAGAAGAAUCCGAGAAAUCAGUGGACGAAAAGUCGACUUCAAGCGAGGUAGUCAAGGAAGUGGUGCACGACCAGGCUCAUUUGAAUCGACUAUCGGAACUCGAUUCAAUUGCGCAGCAAAUAAAAGCUCUGGAAUCCAUGAUGGGAGAUGAAAACAUUGGUAGAAAUGAUGAAGAAUCCGAUUCGCAGAGACUUGAUGCUGAAGAAGAAAACGUAACGAAGGAAUUUCUUCAGAUGCUGGAGGAGGAAGAUGGUACAGGCUCAUACAACAACGGUAACAAUGAAUUCAGUUACCCUGAAAUUCCUCCUCUCCAACUUGAAGAAACAGAGGAUUCCAUGGAGACUGAAUCCAAAUCAUACCUUUCAGAUCUUGGAAAGGGAUUAGGCUGUGUUGUUCAAACCAAAGAUGGAAGCUACUUAGCCGCAAUGAAUCCAUUAAACACCCCAGUUUCAAGGAAGGAGACUCCAAAACUAGCGAUGCAGAUAUCGAAACCAGUGAUUUUAGCGUCCACACAGUCGCUGAGCGGGUUUGAAUUGUUUCAAAGAAUGGCCUGCAGUGGGGUAGAGGCACUGAGCUCAAAAGUAGUGGCAUUAAUGUCUUCGGAUGAACUGAUGGGAAAAACAGCAGAACAAUUAGCAUUUGAAGGAAUUGCCUCAGCAAUCAUUCAAGGGAGAAACAAAGAAGGAGCAAGCUCCACCGCCGCCCGGGCUGUUGGUACUGUAAAAGCAAUGGCGGCCGCAUUGAGCACAGGAAGGAAGGAGAGGAUUUCGACAGGAAUAUGGAACUUGAACGAAGCCCCUCUGACCAUUGAAGAGAUUCUAGCGUUCUCAAUGCAGAAGCUGGAAGAAAUGAGCGUCGAAGCCUUAAAAAUCCAGGCGGAAAUGGCGGAGGAAGAAGCCCCAUUUGACGUCUCUGCUCUGAAUGUGAAAAUUGGGGGAAAAGAUCAAAACCAAUUCUACCCCCUGGACUCUGCAGUUCCCUUCGAAGAUUGGAUGAAGAAAUUCAACUUCGCCGGAUAUGGAAACAAAAGGGAAGACCCAGAAGGCGUCACACUGGCGGUGGUGGUGCAGCUAAGAGACCCACUGAGGAGAUACGAAGCAGUGGGAGGGCCUGUGUUGGGCCUGAUCCAUGCCGAAGAAGUAGAAAUGGAAGACGAAAGAAGCAAAUACGAAGAGGAAAGAAGAUUCAAGGUGACGAGCUUGCACGUGGGAGGGUUGAAGGUGAGGAGGGGCGGAGGGAAGAGAAACGCCUGGGACAGUGAAAAGCAGAUGCUGACGGCGAUGCAGUGGCUGGUGGCGUAUGGGAUUGGGAAGGCGGCGAAGAAGGGAAGACAUUUAGCAUCCAAGGGCCCGGAUUUGCUGUGGAGCUUGUCGUCGAGAGUAAUGGCGGACAUGUGGCUCAAACCUAUACGAAACCCAGAUGUAAAGUUUGCUAAUUAGAACGGGCGGUUUCAAUUCCGGCCAGUAGUACUUGCCUCGCCGCCGAGGCCCACACCGGAGACGGUGUCCGUCGAGUGUGUCGAUAUUUAUUAUUUCCGAUAUAAUUGAUUAUAAGAGAGUAGUACAUACAUGUUGACUACGAAAA